ACUUACAAUAACAUAAUUUCUCACCCACUCAAAACAAACCGAUAUCAUUGGAACCGCGGUCCGCUCUCCGUCGUCCAUCAUUGUUUUUUUUUCUACUUGUUCAGUAAACUUUGAUGUAAGCCGCACGAUCAAAAUUAAACCGCCGAAUGUCCAGAUCAAUGUGUGUAUUACAUCAUCUGCCCAGCUGAGAAGACUAUGCCAGAACUUGAUCAACAAAAACAACAGUGUUUAGUGGCAAUGGAAACGCUUGAUCGGUCGUCGCCAGAACUUUGGCCUGAACCAAUGCCUGGCAUGUCCGGUUUUGCACAACAUAUACGCGCAUCUAGUGCGACUGAUAAACAACCAUCAUGGAAGCAACCACCAGAUGCCCAUGAUAUGCUACUUGUACAACGUUAUAGUCAGAUGCCAUUGCCUCCACUAUUAGAUGAAUUAAAGUCUCUAUACGACUUUGCCUAUAAUUUAGGCUUAGAGGAAUCUAAAGAAAUGACACGUGGCAAAUAUUUAAAUAUAUUCACACGUAACACUAAUAAAUCCAGUGAAUAAUAUUGUAAUAAUUUGUACAAUCUAAAAAAAGUAUAUUUUUAAUUUAUCUAAUCAUCUCAAUAAUUUUUUAACUUAAGCAAUGUGAUUUAACUGAAUAAAUAAAAUUUGAUAUAAUUUAAAGUUUUAGUGUGUAUUAGUAAUAGAUAAUAUACAUUUAAAAAAACCAUUAAUAUUUUUUCAGUUUAAAUUUUAAAUAAUAAAAAAAAUAAAAAAAUAA
Molecule: messenger RNA, 760 nt
Organism: Metopolophium dirhodum (rose-grain aphid)
Lineage: Eukaryota; Metazoa; Arthropoda; Insecta; Hemiptera; Aphididae
Gene: lin-52
Product: protein lin-52 homolog
Exons: 2
Coding region: 196-543 (115 amino acids)
Biological process (GO): regulation of DNA-templated transcription
Cellular component (GO): DRM complex
Source: RefSeq, a predicted model, not a curated record